Messenger RNA from Mus musculus (house mouse), 3997 nucleotides. It is a transcript of the gene Rrm1, whose product is annotated as ribonucleotide reductase M1. Gene Ontology annotation, molecular function: ATP binding; ribonucleoside-diphosphate reductase activity, thioredoxin disulfide as acceptor; ribonucleoside-diphosphate reductase activity. Gene Ontology annotation, biological process: positive regulation of G1/S transition of mitotic cell cycle; mitochondrial DNA replication; ribonucleoside diphosphate metabolic process. The coding region runs from base 331 to 2709 and encodes 792 amino acids. Gene Ontology annotation, cellular component: ribonucleoside-diphosphate reductase complex; mitochondrion; cytoplasm. The transcript has 19 exons. Lineage: Eukaryota; Metazoa; Chordata; Mammalia; Rodentia; Muridae. The record is from RefSeq and is marked validated.
UCAAUAUGGCGGCCAAGGGACUCGUGUGCUGUCUGUCUACUGCUCAGUUUCCGCCCAUUCAACUCCCGGCGUUGAAACGUCAAGAACGUCAUUCGAAUUCCGUCCGUCGCGUUGCUCUGCACGUCACGGGUGGCGGGAGCGGGAAGGAGUUCGUAAUUCGGUUAGUCUGCUCUGGUGAGGAAAGUGCUGUCUAUCGCGCAGCUUCCAUCCCUCCGUCCGAGCAGCCUCUCGGAGUCCAACCCUUCACAUCUGACAGUCGUCUCUGUCCCUUCUUCGCCUCGGAGCUGCUAACUGGUCUCGAACCUCUCAGCACUUCAGCUUCUAGCGGCGAUGCAUGUGAUCAAGCGAGAUGGCCGCCAAGAGCGAGUUAUGUUUGACAAAAUUACAUCACGAAUCCAGAAACUCUGUUAUGGACUCAACAUGGACUUUGUUGAUCCUGCUCAGAUCACCAUGAAAGUAAUCCAAGGCCUAUAUAGUGGGGUCACCACAGUGGAACUGGACACCCUGGCUGCUGAGACAGCCGCGACCUUGACCACGAAGCACCCUGACUAUGCCAUCCUGGCAGCAAGGAUAGCCGUCUCUAACUUGCACAAAGAAACAAAGAAAGUGUUCAGUGAUGUGAUGGAGGAUCUCUACAACUACAUAAAUCCGCACAACGGCAGACACUCUCCCAUGGUGGCCAGCUCAACACUCGACAUUGUUAUGGCCAAUAAGGAUCGCCUGAAUUCUGCCAUUAUCUAUGACCGAGAUUUCUCUUAUAACUACUUUGGCUUUAAGACACUGGAACGGUCAUAUUUGUUGAAGAUCAAUGGUAAAGUGGCUGAAAGACCACAGCAUAUGUUGAUGAGGGUUUCUGUGGGGAUUCACAAAGAAGAUAUUGAUGCUGCAAUUGAAACCUACAACCUACUUUCUGAGAAGUGGUUCACUCAUGCCUCUCCUACUCUCUUCAAUGCUGGGACCAACCGCCCACAGCUGUCUAGCUGUUUCCUCUUGAGUAUGAAAGAUGACAGCAUUGAAGGAAUUUAUGAUACUCUGAAGCAGUGUGCCUUGAUUUCUAAGUCCGCUGGGGGAAUUGGUGUUGCUGUGAGUUGUAUUCGGGCCACUGGUAGCUACAUCGCUGGGACUAAUGGCAAUUCUAAUGGCCUUGUGCCAAUGCUGAGAGUAUAUAACAACACAGCUCGCUAUGUGGAUCAAGGUGGAAACAAGCGCCCAGGCGCGUUUGCUAUUUACCUGGAGCCUUGGCACUUAGACAUCUUUGAGUUCCUUGACUUGAAGAAGAACACAGGCAAGGAAGAACAGCGAGCACGCGAUCUCUUCUUUGCACUUUGGAUCCCAGAUCUCUUCAUGAAGCGAGUGGAGACUAACCAGGACUGGUCAUUGAUGUGUCCCAAUGAGUGUCCUGGUCUGGACGAGGUCUGGGGAGAGGAGUUUGAGAAGUUAUAUGAAAGUUACGAGAAGCAGGGUCGUGUCCGAAAAGUUGUAAAAGCUCAGCAGCUUUGGUAUGCCAUCAUUGAGUCCCAGACGGAGACCGGUACCCCAUACAUGCUCUACAAAGAUUCCUGUAACCGGAAGAGCAACCAGCAGAACCUGGGAACCAUCAAAUGCAGCAACCUGUGUACAGAAAUAGUAGAGUACACCAGUAAAGAUGAGGUUGCAGUUUGUAACUUGGCUUCUCUGGCUCUGAAUAUGUAUGUCACACCGGAACAUACGUAUGACUUUGAGAAACUGGCAGAAGUCACUAAAGUCAUUGUCCGAAAUCUGAAUAAAAUAAUUGAUAUAAACUACUACCCUAUUCCAGAGGCACACUUAUCAAAUAAACGCCAUCGGCCCAUUGGAAUUGGGGUACAAGGUUUAGCAGAUGCUUUCAUCCUGAUGAGAUACCCCUUUGAGAGCCCAGAAGCCCAGUUAUUAAAUAAGCAGAUCUUUGAAACCAUUUACUAUGGAGCCCUGGAAGCCAGCUGUGAACUAGCCAAGGAGUAUGGCCCCUAUGAAACGUAUGAGGGAUCUCCAGUCAGCAAGGGUAUUCUUCAGUAUGACAUGUGGAAUGUUGCUCCUACAGACCUGUGGGACUGGAAGCCUCUCAAGGAGAAGAUUGCAAAGUAUGGUAUAAGGAACAGUUUACUUAUUGCCCCAAUGCCUACUGCUUCAACUGCCCAGAUUCUGGGGAAUAAUGAGUCCAUUGAGCCUUAUACCAGUAACAUCUACACUCGAAGAGUCUUGUCAGGGGAAUUUCAGAUUGUGAAUCCUCACUUACUGAAAGAUCUUACUGAGCGGGGCUUGUGGAAUGAAGAGAUGAAAAAUCAGAUUAUUGCAUGCAAUGGCUCCAUUCAGAGCAUACCAGAAAUUCCUGAUGACCUGAAGCAACUCUAUAAGACCGUGUGGGAAAUCUCUCAGAAGACUGUUCUCAAGAUGGCAGCCGAGAGAGGUGCUUUCAUCGAUCAGAGCCAGUCUUUAAACAUCCAUAUUGCUGAGCCCAACUACGGCAAACUCACUAGUAUGCACUUCUACGGUUGGAAGCAGGGUUUAAAGACUGGAAUGUAUUACUUAAGGACGAGGCCUGCCGCUAAUCCAAUCCAGUUCACUCUGAACAAGGAAAAACUGAAAGAUAAGGAAAAGGCACUGAAGGAGGAGGAGGAGAAGGAGAGGAACACAGCAGCCAUGGUGUGCUCUUUGGAGAACAGAGAGGAGUGCCUGAUGUGUGGAUCCUGAGAAAAUCAGGGCCUGGGAGACGCAGCGGGCUCUCCUGCCCGCCGAGGCAGACGAUUUGAGCAUAGAUAGGAUAGUGGGUUUGCUUGGUUAUCAGCAGCUCUGCUUGGACGUGCCUGCCAGGACAGGGAGCCACGACUUACAGUACUGUUUCUACACAGUGUAAAUAUCAUUUUUAACAAACAGAAAACCAAAGCCAGCUUUGAUAUUAGGAAUCAAAGUAGAGGCUUUGGGAAUACUAAAGAGCCUUCCUGCAAAUUAGUGAGGAGACUUAGGAAGUCUCGUCUCUCCAGCUUUCCCUGCCUGGCCAUUCUCAGUUUGGGCAAAGAGAUUUAGUUUGAUUUGACUGAUUGCCUAGAAGUAAAAUCAAGCAAUUACUCAUCAGCUAAAGACCUUUGUCUAGACAAACUUCUAUAGGUCAUUUUGAAAUAAACAUUUCUAAGUGAUUGUGUGGUACUAAACUUGUCAUCUAUUAUCAUACAAGACAGUUUAGGGGAAAAAACCCAAAAACCCAACAUUUUCUGUUGAGUUCAGAGAGACAAACUUUAAAGACAUUUAGAUUGUAUAGAUAUCUAGUGUUAACAUAUGCCCUUUCCUGCCCCAGGAUGAAAUCUUGUUAACAUAAAAUUGACAGUUUCUUUCAUUUAUAAUUUGAUUCUGUGGCAUUUAGUUCAUUCACACUGUUGUAUAAACUGUCAUCCACACCAUUUCCAAAACAUUCCAUCAUUCCAAAUAGAGACUCUACUCAUAACCACACUUCUUACACCUUUUUGAAUAUGUAUUCCUCAUACACAUAAUGCAGUAUUUGCACUUGUAUGGCUUGCAUGAUAUCUAGAUACAUCACAGUGUGAUACGCUGUCCCUCCAUAUGUGCACACCAUCUUGUAUCCAUCCUGUCAUCUGUUCAUGAAACUUGGUUGUUUCCUCCCUUUAGAUAGGGAGAAUAAUGGCUGCCAUGAACAUUGGUCUACAAAUAUCUAUUGGAUUCCUGCUUUUAGGUUUGGUGGUUCUAUACAGCAAAGAAUUGCUGGACUAUAUAAUUCUGUUUGACUUUGAGGAGCUAUAUUUGCAGCACCAUUAUAUUUCUAUAAAAGUACUAAAAGGCCUUAUUCUGUCUUCAUACCUUAUAACACUCGAUUUUCAUAUUUUUGAUAAAGCCCUUCUAUGAGUGGGGAAUUUCCUGGUCUUGUAGAUUGACUUGUUUCGUUAAACCCGAGUUUUGGGGCAUUUUCUCCCUUUAGUCAUCACAUCCUUUUUUUCCCUUAUGAAACUCAUAAUAAAUCUGCUUUACG